AUGGAUAAUUUCCUCCGGCACAUCCUAGUCAGCAUACUGGCGGCGGCGGCCGCCGCCGCCCUCGUCUCCCGUCUCCGCGGCCGCCGUCUCCGCCUCCCCCCGGGCCCGUUCUCCCUCCCGUUUCUCGGCAGCUGGCUCCACAUCGGCAACAACCUCGACCACCACGACCUCACCCGCUACUCCCGGACCCUCGGCAACAUUUUUCUCCUCCGCAUGGGCACGCGCCGUAUAGCAGUGGUCUCCUCUCAGGAUCUCGCCAAAGAGGUCCUUCUCACCCGCGGCAAGGAGUUCGGUUCCCGGUCGCGAAACAUCGUGUUCGACAUCUUCACGGGUAAAGGUCAGGACAUGGUUUUCGCGGAGUACGGGGAGCACUGGCGCAAGAUGCGGAGGAUCGUGACCCUGCCUUUCUUCACGGCCCGUGUGGUGCAGGAGCACCGCCGGGAUUGGGAGGCUGAAGCGGCGACCGUGGUGGAGGAGGCGAGGCGGGAUCCAGCUGCCUGUGGCGAAGGGGUUGUGCUCAGGAGGCUAAUCGAGCUUAUGGUUUAUAAUAACGUUUAUGGGAUUAUGUUCGGAAGGAAGUUUGAGGGUUUGGAGGAUCCUCUGUUUUUGAGGUUGAAAGGGGUGAAUGGCGAGAGGAGUAGGCUUGGGCAGAGCUUGGAGUAUAAUUUCGGCGAUUUCGUGCCGGUUUUGAGGCCGUUUUUGAGGGGGUAUUUGAAGGUUUGCCGGGAGGUGACAGGGAGGAGGUUGAGUCUGUACCGGGACAAGUUUCUUGCCGAGAGGAAGAAAAUUGCAUCCGCGGAAGGGAUAGACAAAAACGGACCGAAAUGCGGCGUAGAUCACUUUCUCGAAGCCCAGAAGAAUGGAGAGAUCAGCGAAGACCAUCUCCUUUACAUUGUCGAGAACAUGAACGUUGCCGCGAUAGAGACAACGGUUUGGGCGCUCGAGUGGGCCAUCGCCGAGCUAAUCAACAACCCGGAAAUCCAGAGCAAGCUCCGGGCCGAGCUCGACUCAGUCCUCGGGCCGGGAGUCCAAGUAACCGAGCCUGACACACACAAGCUCCCUUACCUCCAAGCUGUGAUCAAGGAAACCCUACGCCUCCGGAUGAUAGUCCCAUGCCUCGUCCCGCACAUGAACCUCAAGCAAGAAAAGCUCGGGGGUUACGACAUACCGGCCGAGAGCAGGAUUUACGUGAACGCGUGGUGGCUAGCCAACGACCCGGCCCAUUGGAAAAAGCCUGAGGAGUUUAGGCCCGAAAGGUUCUUGGAGGAAGAGUCUAAGGUGGACGUGAUUGGGAAUGAUCUCAAGUACAUCCCGUUUGGGGUCGGGAGGAGGAGCUGCCCGGGGAUUGUCAUGGCUAUGCCGGUCGUGGGCAUAACCUUGGGCAGGCUGGUGCAGAAUUUCGAGCUUCUGCCACCGCCAGGGCAGGAGAAGAUCGACAUGAGCGAGAACAACGGGCAGUUCGCGACUCGGAUAAAGACACAUUACCGGGUUCGCAAUCGCCUUAUUAAGAUGUCGUACUCUCGACGAUCAAGGUACUCCAGUUCCCCUUCACCGUACAGGCGGUAUGGUAGGUCUGUUUCCAGGUCUCGGUCAAGGAGCAGGUCAAGGAGCUGUGAUUCUAGCGAUGUGGACAAUCCUGGAAAUAACUUGUAUGUGACGGGCCUAUCUACUCGGGUAACAAAGAGAGAUCUUGAGAAGCACUUUUCAACUGAGGGAAAGGUGGAAGAUGUUCACCUUGUUGUUGAUCCAUGGACAAGGGAAUCUCGUGGGUUUGGUUUUGUAACUAUGUCAACACUGGAAGAAGCCAAUCGCUGCAUCAAUGGGUCCCCCGUGAGCAGGCGCUACUACUACUAUGAUUCACCCGAGAGGAGGUACCGCCGGAGAAGGGAGGACUACUCGCCAGACAAGCGGCACUAUAGGAGGAGCCGCCACCGGAGCAUGACCCCGCCGAGAUACAGGUGGCAGCGGUCGAGGAGGAGCUACUCGCGCAGCGUCUCGUCCGGGCGGUCGAGAAGCAGGAGCUACUCGUCUCCGAGAAGGGACCACUCAAGGAGCGUGUCACCAUUUGCGAGGAUAGGUGGGUCACAUGGGUCGACCCGUAAGAGGAGUGGGUCCCGUGGGCCGUCGCGUGAUGGGCGGUCGUCGAGGAGCCACUCGAGGAGUCCGAGCGCGUCGUCUUCGUCUAGGUCGAUGUCGGCCAGCAGGUAUUCCUCCCCUUAA
Messenger RNA from Striga hermonthica, 2220 nucleotides. NCBI's taxonomy places the organism in Eukaryota, Viridiplantae, Streptophyta, Magnoliopsida, Lamiales, Orobanchaceae. The record is from the annotation of a GenBank genome assembly.